Messenger RNA from Spea bombifrons (plains spadefoot toad), 3032 nucleotides. It is a transcript of the gene AMPD3, whose product is annotated as adenosine monophosphate deaminase 3. Gene Ontology annotation, biological process: AMP metabolic process; IMP salvage. Gene Ontology annotation, molecular function: AMP deaminase activity. The transcript has 15 exons. The record is from RefSeq and is a predicted model, not a curated record. Bases 165 to 2507 code for a protein of 780 amino acids. Lineage: Eukaryota; Metazoa; Chordata; Amphibia; Anura; Pelobatidae. Gene Ontology annotation, cellular component: cytosol.
CCAGCCUCCAUCAAACCAUCUCCAGCCUCCAUCAAACCAUCUCCAGCCUCCAUCAAACCAUCUAAAGCCUCCAUCAAACCAUCUAAAGCCUCCAUCAAACCAUCUAAAGCUUCCAUCAAACCCUCUCCAGCCUCAUCCAGAACACUAAGCUCUCCUCGGAAGUCAUGGCUCUCCCUGGCUCAGCCGGAGAGAUGCCGCGCCACUUCCCCCGUCUCAACAUCUCUGAGGUGGAUGAGCAGGUCCGACUCCUGGCAGAGAAGGUUUUUGCUAAAGUUCUCCGGGAAGAAGACAGUAAAGAUGCCUUCUCGCUCUUCACCGUCCCCGAAGAUUGUCCUAUUGGGCAGAAGGAAGCCAAAGAACGGGAGCUCGAGAAGGACCUGGCGGAGCAGAAAUCGGCGGAGACCGUGAAAAGAAAGAAAAGUUUCAAGAUGAUCCGAUCCCAGUCGCUGUCGUUACAACUCCCACCCCAGGACUGGAAGCCGGCGUCCGCCACCCCGGUUCAGUCACCUUUAUCUCCCGUCCAGCCAGCCGUGCCCGUUCUUCGGGGCCCAGGGGCAGCCGUCCCGGUGCCAUACGAUGUUCCCGAGUUCCAGAGAGUGUCGAUUAGCGGAGAUUACUGCGCCGGGGUUACAGUUGAUGACUAUGAACAAGCUGCCAACGGCCUGGCCAAAGCUCUGCUGAUCCGAGAGAAGUAUUCGCGCUUGGCCUAUCACCGCUUCCCCAGAACGACGGCCCAGUACCUGUGCUCCAUGAACGACGAGAGCUGGAGGAUGGAGGACGAAGUCUAUCCAGAAUUCAAUCCUCCUCCCGGGGACAAAGAUCCCUACGACCUGGAAGGAGUCCCUCCAAACCUCCACUACGUCGUCAGGAUGCAGGGGGGGAUCCCGUACAUUUAUGACAAUAAAGCGACGGCCGAGAGCAACGAGCCGCGCGGUUUACCGUACCCCGACCUCGAGACCUACACCCUGGACCUCAGCCACAUCCUGGCGCUCAUCGCUGACGGCCCGACGAAGACCUACUGCCACCGACGGCUUAACUUCCUGGAAUCCAAGUUUAAUCUCCACGAGAUGCUGAACGAAAUGUCUGAGCUGAAGGAACUGAAGAGCGUCCCUCACCGGGACUUCUACAACGUGCGCAAGGUGGACACUCACAUUCACGCGGCGGCCUGCAUGAACCAGAAGCACCUGCUGCGAUUCAUUAAGCACACGUACCGCACGGAGCACGACAGGGUGGUGCUGGAGAAGGACGGGCAGAAGAUGACCCUGAAGGAGCUGUUUGAGAGUCUUCACAUGGACCCCCACGACCUGACCGUGGACUCUCUGGAUGUUCACGCCGGAAGGCAAACUUUUCAUCGAUUCGAUAAAUUUAAUGCCAAAUACAACCCCGUGGGAGCCAGCGAGCUCCGGGAUCUGUACCUGAAGACAGAAAACUACCUGGAAGGGGAAUAUUUCGCUCGUAUAAUCAAGGAGGUGGCGAGGGAACUGGAAGACAGUAAAUACCAGUACACCGAGCCGCGGCUCUCCAUCUACGGCCGCUCCGCCAGCGAGUGGAACGUGUUGGCCAAAUGGUUCAUCAAACACAAGGUGUAUUCGCCCAACAUGCGCUGGAUGAUCCAGGUCCCGCGGAUCUUCGACAUCUUCAGAUCGAAGAAGAUUCUUCCGGAUUUUGGCAAAAUGUUAGAAAAUAUUUUCCUCCCGUUAUUUGAGGCGACGAUUAACCCUUCAGAUCACAAGGAACUUUACCUUUUCCUGAACUAUGUGACCGGUUUCGACAGCGUCGACGAUGAAUCCAAACACAACGACCACAUGUUUUCCACCAAGAGCCCCACGCCUGACGAGUGGACGCAGGAGCAGAACCCGCCGUACAGCUACUAUCUGUAUUACAUGUACGCCAACAUCAUGCUUCUCAACAAUCUACGCAGGGAGAGGGGUAUGAGCACCUUCCUGUUCAGACCUCACUGCGGAGAAGCCGGAUCCAUCACCCACCUCGUAUCCGCCUUCAUCACCGCCGACAACAUUUCCCACGGAUUAAACCUGAAAAAGAGUCCGGUUCUCCAGUACCUGUACUACCUCGCGCAGAUUCCCAUCGCCAUGUCUCCGCUCAGCAACAACAGUCUGUUCCUGGAAUACUCCAAGAACCCCCUGCGGGAAUUUCUGCACAAGGGGCUCGUAGUCUCCCUCUCGACGGACGACCCCAUGCAGUUCCACUACACCAAGGAGGCGCUGAUGGAGGAAUACGCCAUCGCAGCCCAGGUGUGGAAGCUCAGUACCUGCGACCUGUGUGAACUUGCGCGAAACAGCGUCCUGCAGAGCGGCCUGUCAGCCAAGGAAAAGAAACAUUUCCUGGGUGAGAAUUACAUCAAGGAGGGACCCGAGGGGAACGACAUCAGCCGGACGAACGUAGCCCAGAUCCGAAUGGCUUACAGAUACGAAACCUUAUGUAACGAGCUGAGCUUCCUGGCCGACGCCAUGAAUUCGGAGCACAUCGACGACGCGCAUGCACAAUGACGAGCCGUAUCUGCCACAUCUAACCCCCUGCCGGUUACACUCCGCCGUAUCUCACCAUGUGUCUGACGCACUCUCGGUCACCGAACCUGUAUAUCCGCGUAAUAUUUAUUCUGUUUCACGUGCUACAUGCGCCGCCGUCAGCCCAGACUGUGAAUCGGAUUCUGAUCUCGUGAUCGGGGUUCCCGCUUCUCCAAACGAGACAGAGAAGGCGGAAGAGAAUCGCGAACGCUGCGGCUCUUAUUAGAACAAUCGAUUGUAUGCUUUGUGCUAUUAUGUGGCCCCAACGGUGACAGAUAAUGAAUAGGCACCCGGGGGCCACGAGAGAGACGCCGAUUUAGGAAACAUUCUCUCUCGAUCCAUACAUUUAUCUGCACGUCGUAUAAUAAACACGUCACAUUCUUACUACCGGCCGGCAUAAAACGACGAUUAUUUAAAACGUGGGUCACCCGGGGGUUAAUUUAACUGUAAAAUAUCAUGGGCCCUGCAACCUGUAUAUCAUAUAUCCAGCGAAACCCCCGACCGCGA